Messenger RNA from Drosophila busckii, 3124 nucleotides. RefSeq names its product L-lactate dehydrogenase B chain-like. Gene Ontology annotation, cellular component: cytoplasm. Gene Ontology annotation, biological process: carboxylic acid metabolic process. The record is from RefSeq and is a predicted model, not a curated record. The transcript has a single exon. The coding region runs from base 48 to 1205 and encodes 385 amino acids. Gene Ontology annotation, molecular function: L-lactate dehydrogenase (NAD+) activity. NCBI's taxonomy places the organism in Eukaryota, Metazoa, Arthropoda, Insecta, Diptera, Drosophilidae.
CAAAUUAAUUAUUGUAAACUUUUUUGACCUAUUCCAAACCACAAAUUAUGUUUUUAAAGCGAUAUCUGUUCAAUUUGCCGCCAUCUCGAAAGAGUAUGCCGACCGCAUAUUUGUUUGAUUGCCGUCGGACAUUUUUUAGCAGAAAGCCCAAAAAGUCAGAUAAGAAAGCAGAAUGCGAGAGAAAAGCUAAAGAAAAAAAAGAUGAGUUAUUCAGGACGUUUCUGAAGUGCUUCUAUAAGAAUCUUGAGCGCCAAGAUGUACAAGCCGGAAAUAAGGUUUCCAUAAUAGGAACUGGCAUGGCUGGCAUAGCUUGUGCUAUGGCUCUAGUAUCCAGGGGCAUAUCAAGCAAUAUUGCUCUCCAUGAUAUUAAUCAAGAGUUAUGCGAAGCAGAACGUUUGGACCUCUUGCAUGGCGCCAUGUUCACCAGUACUUCAAAAAUUAAUAAGUGUACUACGGUGGAGUCUACAAAGAACUCAAGAGUGAUCAUAAUUUCAGCUGGAGCUCGUACAACAGGCAAACAGUCGCGCCUAGACGUCGCACAUGAAUCGGCAGAUAUAAUCAAACAAGUUGUACCUGAGGCUCUAAAGUACAGUCCAAAGGCGGUGUUUAUCAUAGCAUCAAAUCCGGUGGACGUCAUGACCUGGUAUACACGCGAGUUGACUAAUCUGCCCAUUGAACGUUGCUUUAGCAGCGGUUGUCAUUUGGACACUGCGCGCUUUCGUAUGUACAUUGCUAAGCAAUUGAAAUUAUCCGCGCAUUCCGUGGAUGGUUAUGUCUUGGGUGAGCAUGGGGAUAGCUCCGUGCCAAUAUGGUCAUCAGUUACAGUAGGUGGUGUGCCGCUAAUAGACAUAAAAGCGAACAUUGGCAGCGACGAAGAUUCUAUGCGUUGGUCAGACGUGCAUCAGAAUGUAGUGACUGCGGCUAAACAAGUGAUAUCCGGAAAGGGUUAUACAAACUGGGCCUUAGGUUUCACCAUUGCCGACAUUGUGUCUGCAAUUUUUGAAGACUCCAAACGCAUCUUACCGCUGUCAACAAAUGCGCGCGGCAUUUGUGGCAUACAAGAUGAUGUUUUUCUCUCACUGCCUUGCAUUGUCAACAAGUGCGGUAUCUGCGGCAUUGUGUAUCCAAAUUUAACUGAAUGGGAGAGUGACAAAUUAAGAAAUUCAGCUGCAACAUUGUUAAAAGUUCAACAAAGCAUAAAGUAAUACUGUUCGUUUUAUAAUUUCAUUGACUGGAGAUUAAAAUCUUUACGUAACAAAACAGCUCUGACUUUACAGUUAAGUAAAGCUGUCCAGUUGACUUUCACAAAUCAGCUAUUCCAUCAAAAAUUCUCCGUUAUAAAACAAAAUCUCUACAUAUAAUUUUGGUCUUUUAUUUUGAUCUGGAAAAAUUAGCAGUCAAUUCAGGUGUUACCAUAUCACCGCAAUAUAAUGCUCAAAGCAUGUGGCGCAUAUGUCAAAACGCUCAUCUACAGACAGUCUUGGCCAAAAGCAGGCAUCGCCAGUUCGCCGCCGAGCUAAAUCGCCUUCAGAAGACCAAGGUGACAUGGCCUCCCGCAGCUCCACCCUGUGCACAUCAGCAUAUUAAGCGGAAGUCGCUUUCCGAGCGACUUUCCGAACGAAGGUUAAGGACUCCUGCACUGUAUAAAUUAUUACACAGCGAGCUGGAUACUUCUGGCCACCAUCAGACGUCAGAAAAUUUUACAUCUUGCGUAAGUGCCACGUCAGUCAAUGAUCCUGAAUUAAGACAAUCUUGUGAUCAAAAUUGCAAUGAAGAAGAAUUGGCUUCCAUGUGCUUGCAACCAGGAGUUCUGAAACGAAGGGAUUUCAACUCGCCACUAAUCCUGGACACAAGCACAUAUGCUGGGAGUGUUAGAGAUGCCUUAAUGCCUAGCAUAAAUAGGGACUCAAAUUCAUCGUAUCGCAGUUGUGUCGGUGAAUCACGCCAACAAACCGCUAACCAAUCACGAUCUGCGUGCUCAUGCGAAGAUCUCAAAUAUAUUAGUCGAAAUACACGAAAAUUAACAUCAGCUGGACCACCAAGAUCAAUUGUUAGUCGCUUAAGAGAUUUGUUAAUGGACAGGCCCACAGAUAAUGACUCCUCAAAUGGAAAUAGAAACCCAAAAAAGCAACGUGAUGGUAAAACUACUCAUAGAAAUCCGCUGAUGCAGCAUAAGGAAGUGCAAUGCAAGCCCCAGAGUGAUGUAUUCUACGACUGUGAAGAGCCACCGGCCUCUGUUAGAGACAGCUGUUUCACAUUUGCAGAAAGUAUCAGAAACAAACUAAUGAGUUCAAAUCAGCAGUCUAUAGAAUCUGCCCCUUCAGCUGCCAUGAAAAAUCAACGCGUUAGAUUUGGACUAGACCAUACAACCUCAGCUUUCAAUAGAAAUGAACCCAACAUAUGCCUAUUUAGUGAACACGAUUUUAGACCAACUCAGCUACCACCAAAAGCUGCUUGCAACUACAUGGACUACAAAACUAAAAAAGGAAUACCGCAUAUAAACCCCUUCUCAUUUAACCAACCGUUGAUGUCAAUUCCUGCUGUUCAGAAUACUUUUGAUAAUUCUGGUGCCGAUUGCUUGACAAAGCGCAGACCGCAAAAAGUUCUGUCUGAGACAAGUCUCUGUCAUUCAACAGAACUUUUUGAUGCUGUUAGGAAAAACUCUCAAGAGCAAUGGCGCCAACAUUAUCAGACACCCACUGAGAAAAUGCAAGCAGCCUACAGACAACUCCAAGGCUGGCAGAAGUAUCAAGGUUUCGCAACAUCUCCUUCCAUUUCUAGCCAAUUCUCCCCAAGUAAGGAGCGAAAGUUAGAUCGUAUAAUUCAGUAUGCCACGCAGAUGCAAGAGAAAAAUAAUUUAAGAAAUCAAAAAAGAUAUCUUGCUAUGAACUUUGACCGAAAGGACCCGCAAUGCCAAGACUCGCAAAAGCAUCGACCAAACGGUGAGCCAGUUGAAAGUGAACCCUCUCUCUGUACAAAAUCUGUACUCACAGAGCAGAGAGCCUCAACUUUGCAGAAGACAAAGCGGCUUAUUAGUAAAAAGCUAGGCUGGGAGCAACCAAAGCCAAAAGCUAAAGUAAAGAAGGAAAAAUUCGAUAAGCGUACGAAAAAGCAGCUAGAUGAA